AUGGAAGAAAUUUUGGAUAUAAAAAAAGAAAAUCAGACAAGCAUCAGAGAAUUCAACCUUCUGGGAUUUGGGAAUCUCCAUGAGCUGCAGCCUCUCCUUUUCUGGAUCUUCUUGGUGAUUUAUCUGAUCACAAUAACUGGAAACCUCCUCAUCUUUCUGCUUGUUGUGGCUGAUCCACAGCUUCACACUCCAAUGUACUUCUUCCUGGCAAAUUUGUCUUUUCUGGAUACUUGCUAUAGCUCUACAUUGCUGCCUAAAAUGUUGGUCAACUUGCUGAGUGUUGAGAAAACAAUUACUGUGAGUGGAUGCCUAGCCCAAUAUCAUUUCUUUUGCCUCUGUGGCACUACAGAAGCAUAUCUUUUGGCUGCAAUGUCUUAUGACCGCUAUUCGGCAAUUUGUAGACCUCUGUUCUAUCCUUCUAUUAUGAAUAAGAACUUUUGUUCCCAGCUUGUAGCUGGGACUUGGAUAAGUAGUUUGGUAUUUAAUGCUGUUCUGGUGGCUCUCGUAGCUCAGUUAUAUUUCUGUGGGCCAAAUGUCAUAGACCAUUACUUUUGUGACUUCCAUCCACUGGUAGAACAAUCUUGUAGUGACACAAGUCUCUUUGAACUCUUUGCUUUUUGCAUGACCAUCAUUUUCACAAUUCCUCCAUUUCUAUUGAUCCUCAUCUCUUACAUUUGCAUCAUGGACACCAUCAUUAAAAUCAAAUCCACCAUUGGAAGGCAAAAAGCCUUCUCAACUUGCUCUUCUCAUCUCUUAGUAGUUUGCCUCUUUUAUGGCACAUCAUUCAUUGCCUAUGCAUUGCCAGAUAUGCCCUCUCUAAGACACCUCAAAAAAAUCUUCUCUGUUUUCUAUACCAUUGUUACUCCUUUGCUCAACCCCCUUAUCUAUACUUUAAGAAACAAAGAUGUUCACAAAGCACUUAGAAGACUUGGUGAGAAAAGGACAAUUUUGGGCAUGAGUCACCUGAAACUGUAA
Candoia aspera is the source of this 975-nucleotide messenger RNA. Its product is annotated as olfactory receptor 10A3-like. Gene Ontology annotation, biological process: G protein-coupled receptor signaling pathway. NCBI's taxonomy places the organism in Eukaryota, Metazoa, Chordata, Lepidosauria, Squamata, Candoiidae. Gene Ontology annotation, molecular function: olfactory receptor activity; odorant binding; G protein-coupled receptor activity. Bases 1 to 975 code for a protein of 324 amino acids. The record is from RefSeq and is a predicted model, not a curated record. The transcript has a single exon. Gene Ontology annotation, cellular component: membrane.